This is a messenger RNA of Sardina pilchardus (European sardine), 504 nucleotides long. Its product is annotated as alanyl-tRNA editing protein Aarsd1-like. NCBI's taxonomy places the organism in Eukaryota, Metazoa, Chordata, Actinopteri, Clupeiformes, Clupeidae. The record is from RefSeq and is a predicted model, not a curated record. The transcript is spliced from 6 exons. Bases 1 to 504 code for a protein of 167 amino acids. Gene Ontology annotation, biological process: regulation of translational fidelity. Gene Ontology annotation, molecular function: Ser-tRNA(Ala) deacylase activity; nucleotide binding.
AUGGCUUUUCAGUAUCAGAGGGACUGCUACAUGCAGGGGUUUACUACUUCUGUGGUGUCCUGUGCGGAAGCAGAGCUGCAGCUCGAGAACAAUGUAAAGAAAGAGAAAGUAAAGGGCUAUAAUAUCAAGCUGAAAGACACCAUUCUCUUUCCCGAAGGAGGGGGUCAGCCUGAUGACCGGGGGACCAUCGGGGGUGUGUCUGUGCUGCGUGUCCUCAGACAGGGCCCUGAUGCGGUCCACUUCGUGGGCUCCGCCCUGCAGGAGGGCCAGGAGGUGCAGCUGAAGGUGGACUGGGAGCGGAGGUUUGACCACAUGCAGCAGCACUCAGGGCAACAUCUUGUUUCAGCGGUGGCUGAAUCCAUGUUUGGAUAUAAAACCACAUCAUGCCCACUGGCUGCUAUGUCUUUCAACAUCCAGGGCAAUAUGCUAGCCAGCGCUUCCGAGAAGGGCACAGCUAUCCGUGUCUUCAGUGUUCCUGAUGGUUUGAAGCUGUUUGAGUUUUGA